Messenger RNA from Musca vetustissima, 525 nucleotides. RefSeq lists its product as uncharacterized. The transcript has a single exon. The record is from RefSeq and is a predicted model, not a curated record. Bases 16 to 525 code for a protein of 169 amino acids. Gene Ontology annotation, cellular component: nucleus. Gene Ontology annotation, biological process: regulation of transcription by RNA polymerase II. Gene Ontology annotation, molecular function: DNA-binding transcription factor activity; RNA polymerase II cis-regulatory region sequence-specific DNA binding. Lineage: Eukaryota; Metazoa; Arthropoda; Insecta; Diptera; Muscidae.
AUCAAAUAAUCAAAAAUGUCUACCGGACGCCGUUUAGCCAAACGCUCAAUUAUUGGCACCAAAGUUUGUGCCCCCGGUCCCGAUGGUCUCUGGUAUUCAGGUGUUAUACAAGAUGUCAAAACACCACCCACCGCCACCGUUACCAGUGCCAAUGCCAAAACCGCCGCGACCACCGAUAGUGCCAACGAAACCAAAUAUAUUGUCCGUUUCGAUUUCAAAACCCAAGAUAACGUCGUGGCCUCAACAUCGGCCGAGGCUCGUCGUCAUGCCGCCAGUGUUCAUAAUAGUCCAGCUCAAACAUUACGCCGUAAUGCCAUGAUUAAAGAAUUUCGCGAAACUGAUCUCAUUGGUCCCGGAUUUCGUUCGAUUUUGGGCGUAAAGCUACAACCGGGCCAACGUGUAUAUUUAACGUAUAAUGGUCGUGAGACAUCAGGAGAUGUGGUACAACAUGAUUCCGGCAGAGAUGAAGUAUUGGUGAAAAUCACAACAAUUGGUAGUGAGGUAAGUUCAAGCGGGUUAUUAUGA